Molecule: messenger RNA, 1572 nt
Organism: Arvicanthis niloticus (Nile rat)
Lineage: Eukaryota; Metazoa; Chordata; Mammalia; Rodentia; Muridae
Source: RefSeq, a predicted model, not a curated record
AUGGAAAAUUGCUGCAAGCCCUCUCUGCUCUUCAGUGUCUCCUGUCUGUUUGUCCUUACACAGCUGCUUAGCUGGGUGACCACACAGCAGUUCCUGGUCUUUGGUCCCUCAGACCCCAUUGUGGCUGCACCAGGCAGGGAAGCCCUACUUCCCUGCUCCGUGUUUCCAGCCAUGAAUGUGGAGAACAUGGAGGAGUUGAGGUGGUUCCGCACCAGAUUCUCAGAAGCAGUACUUGUCUAUCGGGACCAAGAAGAGCAGAAGGAAGGGCAGAUGCCCGAGUAUUCCUGGCGGACCUCGCUGGUGAAGGAUCAAUUCCAUCAAGGCAAGGCUGCUGUGAGGAUCCAACAUGUCCAGGCGUCAGAUAGUGGGAUAUACAUCUGCCACUUCAAACAGGGACACGUCUAUGAAGAGGCCAUCUUGGAACUGAAGGUGGCAGCAAUGGGCUCUGUCCCCGAAGUGCACAUCAAAGGUCCAGAAGAUGGUGGAGUGUGUGUUGUGUGCAUGACCUCAGGGUGGUACCCGAAGCCCCAGGUGCAUUGGAGAGACUCCAGAGGAGAGAAUCUCCCAGUAUCCUCGGAGACCCACCAUGAAGAUGCUAAAGAACUAUUCAGCACAGAGACCUCGCUGGUGGUGAGAGACAGCUCUGUGGGGAAUGUGACCUGUUCCAUCUUCAAUCCCAUCUUGGGCCAGGAGAAAGUCAUGGCCAUGUUCAUCCCAGAGCCCUUCUUCCCUCAGGCCUCUCCCUGGAAGCCAGCUUUUCUCAUGACCCUGACCAUGAUGGUACUACUGGUCUUAGGGGCAUGCUAUCUUCUCAGAAGAGAACAUUCUGCAAGGCUGGAGGUACAGCAGGAAUGGGGGAAUCUCCAGCAUGAGAAGGAUGAGUUACUGAAGACAAAGGAAGAUGCUCUGAGGACAACUCAUAAGUCACCACAGCAGAAAGCAGCCUACAAUGCUGCCUGGAGGAAGGCCCAGCUGUAUGCAGAUUGGCGAAAGGAACACUUCCAGGCCUGGACUUUCACUCUGGAUCCAGCCUCUGCCCAUCCUAUCCUUGCCAUCGCCCAGGAUCGGAUGAGUGUGACCCGGAAGGACACCACUAUGUGUUUGGAUGACCUCUUCAGUGUUACAGGCACUGGAGGCAUCUCUUCUGGAAGAUAUUACUGGGAGGUCAAGCUAACAAAAAGAGAAGGCAGCAAAUGGAUUCUAGGGGUCUGUAGGGAAGGUGUGGACAGAAAAGACUUUUAUUUUGAGAGUCCAGCUAAGGGGUUUUGGACUGUGGGGCAGUCUAGUAGUGGAUAUUGGGCCUAUAUUGAUUCUGGGAGGGCUUCAUUAUCCAUCAGGCAAGCUGCACAGAUUGUGGGGGUGUUUGUGGACUACACUGAGGGUGACGUCUCCUUCUAUAACAUGAGUGACAUGUCCCACAUUUUCUCCUUCCACGAGGCUUCCUUCUCUGGGACUCUUUUUCCAUAUUUCCGGAUUAAGUCUGGAAAUGUUUCAAUGGUUGUCCGCUCCAUGGCAUGUGUGUCCGAGGAGGAAGAGAGAGAAGAGGGGGAGGAGAGGAAGGAAAAGAAGUAG